UUUAUAAUAGGAAUAUUCUGGGUGAACACAAUGCUAAGAAUGGGGCUCAGCGACCUUAGCAUUAGGACUGUGGGUUCAGCCGGGAUGGAGGCCCAGCAUUGGGAUGUUGAACCUAGAUCAGCGUGAGAACUAUUGGGAGUUUAAUGUCAGGGAUGGGUGCUCAACAAUGGAGGUUUGGAUUAGGAGUGGGGUGGAUGUCACUGGGAGAAAAUAUGUUUAACCUAUAUUGGUGAAGGGAAGGAUUAGAACACAAGGUUUUUUUCAAGAGUCAAUGUUGAAAAAAUUAUCCUUGCAUAUGUUUUGAAAAUAAAAAACUUCAAUAAAAAAGAAAAGAAAAUGAUAUACACAAUGACUACAGCAAUACACACUGGGACAGUAAGAGUCCACGGGGCAGAGCAGAACCCAAAUCCAGAACUGAACACCGAAGUUAUUGCAGCCAAGCCUGGUCCGGAAGAAGAGCCACGAGAAUGUAUCUGCCGCCAUUUCUGCUCACGAGGGGAUGAUGUAGCUAAGUGCUGCCUGAGCUGCCAAGACCCAGUUGAUUGAUUGAUGGUUGGUUGGUUUUAAUAAUGGGUUUGGAUCUUCUUUCCUUUCUGUUCUUUGUUAUAAAGGACAGUUCUCUGGAUUACAGAGGAGGAGCGUUUCAUUCCAGGAUGGGGAAUGAAAGGGACAGAAAAACAAAACGUGUAAUAAAAUAGUGUUAAAGGAACGAGACCGGAGGUGGGGAUGGGAGUCAGUGUUAGGAAUCAAAACGCGGUCGUAGCCACGGAGACUCGGACUCAGAUGUUGGUAAAGAUGAACAUUCGCUCCCUGGGAAGCGGUCACCGGGGCAACGGGGGCUCAGGGAUGCGGCCGGGACCGAGGCAUGAGAUCAGGGAGAGGGAGCUCGGUGUCUGCGCGGGGAUGGCUGCCGAGCCAUGGGGGCUCCGUGGCAGGAAUGGGCCCCGCUUCCAGGAAUGGGGCGUUUUUGUGGUGGUGAAGAAGUGGGCACCGAGGGGAUGCCCAGCAACUGAAUGAAUAUGGGACUGUAACGGGAGGCUCCUGUGCUAUGGGAAGUGUCAGUGGGAUGCUUCCAGAAAACCUGAGAGACCCAUGAUCUGGCCCAACGGGAACUGAGCGGAACCGAGAGAACUUCCUCCACGGUGACAGUGACCGACGGGGAAGGCUGAGCUACUCCAACCGAGACGAUUCCAAAGGCCACAAGAUGGGAAACGCUCUCUCCCUUGGGGGAGAACUGGUGAAUUCUGGGUACAGACUGAAGUGGACUUUUUAAUCUUAAAUGUUUCUCGCAUUGUGAGUGUCUAUGCGUGACUGAUAUGGAAAUGUGCUUUGCGUGGCUUCCCACGUAUGAGCAGUUGCUUGCCUUCUUAAGGGGUGGCUGAGGGGCAGGAGAGAGGGAGACAAUUUGGAAUCAAAUUGGUUUUAAAUGAAUGUCAAGAUUUUAAACGUGGCCAGGAAAUAUUUAAUAAAAUACAUUAAAAUAUAUAUUUUACAUGUUUAAAAAAGAAUGGCCUAUCACUGGGGGAGAGGAGGGCUCUCCCUUUAGGUAAAGUUACCUGCUCCGGGGCAAGGAUGAAAUUCUAAGGGGAUCUGGAAUAAAGGCUCAGAUUACUUUCAAAACAGGGACGCUUGAAGGCUUUAGAGGCCAAAGGAAAGAAGGGAAAGGUCGAUCAUAAACCAAAGUUGCGAGCAUGGGGAGGAGGGGAGAAAGCCUUUCAGCUGAUUGGUGAGCAUUUUUUAACUAAGGACCAAUCAGCUUUCAAAGGGAAGAAGGGGACCGGAGAGGAGAGGGGGAAGGGACCGCUUGCCCUCCACUCCUCCUGCCCCCACCCCGCCCCCAUCUGCUCUGACCAUUGGCCUGGGUCUGGACCCCUCCUGCCCCACCCCCAUUGGACCAGCCGGUUGGGUCAGGUGAGAGGAAGAUGGCGUCCCCCGAAAGGAGCCUGUCUCAGGUGCAAGCCCGGAUCGGCGCCUCCCACGGCAUCACCGACCUGAGCCAAAAAAUCCACUUCUACGACGGGUGGGCUUCUGACUAUGAUCAGGAUGUGGCCGCCCUGGAUUACCGAGCUCCCCGCCUGGCUGUGGACUGCCUGGCCUCGGCCUUCCCCUCCAGGCCCCAAGAGGCUCUGCUCCUGGACGUGGCCUGUGGUACUGGACUGGUGGCUGUUGAGCUACAGAAGCGGGGAUUCUGCAACCUCCACGGAAUAGAAGGCAGCAAAAACAUGCUGGAGCUGGCCAAGAGGAGGGGCUUGUACCAGCGGCUGAGCCUCUGUGUCCUGGGCCCAGAACCUCUGCCGGCCCCUGCAGAUCGUUACGAUGCCGUGAUGGUGGUUGGGGCCCUCAGCGAUGGGCAGGUUCCUUGCAGUGCAGUGUCUGAGCUCCUCCGCGUCACAAAGCCAGGGGGUCUGCUGUGUCUCACCACCAGAGCCAACCCUUCAAACCUGCCCUAUAAAGAGGCCCUGGAGGCAGAGCUGGCCAGGCUGGAGCAGGCUGGGGAAUGGAAGCGAGUCGGGGUCCACACUGUGGAUCAGUGGGAACUGGCUACGUCGGAGCAAGAGGCGGCAGGCUUUUCCAGCAGCAGCCCGGCCUUCAUCUCCGGGGUCAUCUAUCUCUACUGUAAGCAGGAAGCUCCCCCGGCCAAGGCCCGGGGAGUCUAGGAAGACUACAGGCCGCCGGUCAGACAUCACUUCCAGAGCCUAGUACAUAGUAGGCGCUUCAUAAAUAAUGAUUGAUGCUUCAACUUGAUUUUUCUCAUCUGUAAAAUGGGGACAGAUCAAUCCUGCACUGCUCCCUCAGGAAUAUCUGCAAAUAUGGUGAAUUAAAAGAGGAAACCAGCUUGAAAAGUUAAUGGCAAAAAGAAAAAAGUGAUAGUCUACGCAUUGGAGAACUAAUUAUUUGUCCUUAAAAAGAAAAGCUAAGUCGAAUCCAGGUCCUCAGACUCCAAAUCCCAGGGCAUGGGUCCCACUCAUUCUGAGUCUCAGAGAAAGGAAUUGCUCAAGCCUUAGAUAAUUUGAACCCUAAGUCACCCCGCUCCAAAUUCAGCAUUAUUUCCACUUCACCCUCCUGAUCCCAUCUCAUUAAAUGACUCAGUUUUAUAAAUAAGCAAACAUACUUCUGCUGAUCAAAUAAAUCAUCCACCUCAAACCCACUUCUGACUAUUGUCCAAAGGGACACGUCGUCGCCGCCAUUGAAGAAAGAAUUAAAAAGCUUUCCUGACUUCAUAGAAGCCUUUGGUCCUCAGGGAUUUUCUCCGCCAGUGGAUAAUAAUAGGACAACUGCUCUGAUGUGAGACCUGGGUAAUUAUUUGGAUGUUGGGAGGAGGGAGAGAACAGGGCGAGGAAGCUCGCUGGGUUAAGGCCCUGGGUUUAUAAAGGAGGGAGGGAAGGAGGGAGGGAGGCAGGAGGCCACAAGUGAUGGCAGGGCGAGGGGAGGCUGUGAGAGCUCAAAUCCACAGGACUUGGCAACGUGUUGGAUGCGGAGGUACCAGAAGUGCUGCCAAGAAUGCUUCCCCCCCCUUUCUUCCCCACUCCCCCCUUUCUCCCACUCAUCAACCCCUCUGGCCCCAAGCCAGGAGCUGGCUUCUCGGGCCCCUUCUUAAUCUCCUGGCCAAGAAGGAUUUUUCUGAACUGUUCCGUUUCAGAAAUCCCUAACAACCCCCUCCGGGCAAAACAUCCCAGAUUGGGGGGAAGGGGAGACGUCUGGUCAAAGGGCACUGAGGGGGGGACGUGCUGGAACUCUCCUUCCUGGGUGGGACUCCCCCUCCCCCUCCCCAGCCCAUCCCCAGCCAUCUGCCCUCUCAUGCACACCUGGUGAUUCAGACCCAUUCAUCCAAAAACAGAGCGGGGGACAAGUCUCCAGAGCCUGGGAGACUGACCCAUGAACCCUCCCGAGAGCCUUUGGGAUUCCAGACAGCCUCUCAACCACUGACUGGUCCAAGCUUCUCUACCUUUCUCGGGAUUGGUGAAUUCAAAAGCAGAAGGAGCUUAUUCCUUCUAGGUUAGCGUUUCAAUCUCCCUAAAUAGCCCUUGGAAACUGUCCAGGGGUUAGGGGCUCCGCCUGGACAGCUCCCGCCUUCCACAGUCAGACUCCGGGAGCGCUCCGAUGCCAGUAAAACAAAACAAAACACAGACGUCUUUUUGUAUUUUUUUAAUGAGGGAUUAUGUCCAUACGAUUGGUAGAUUAUUCAAUAAACCCAUAGUUACCUUAGUUCCA
Molecule: messenger RNA, 4212 nt
Organism: Antechinus flavipes (yellow-footed antechinus)
Lineage: Eukaryota; Metazoa; Chordata; Mammalia; Dasyuromorphia; Dasyuridae
Gene: METTL27
Product: methyltransferase like 27
Exons: 6
Coding region: 1923-2657 (244 amino acids)
Molecular function (GO): S-adenosylmethionine-dependent methyltransferase activity
Source: RefSeq, a predicted model, not a curated record